Molecule: messenger RNA, 1662 nt
Organism: Exophiala bonariae
Lineage: Eukaryota; Fungi; Ascomycota; Eurotiomycetes; Chaetothyriales; Herpotrichiellaceae
Exons: 1
Coding region: 1-1662 (553 amino acids)
Biological process (GO): regulation of transcription by RNA polymerase II
Cellular component (GO): nucleus
Source: RefSeq, a predicted model, not a curated record
AUGUCUGACUCCUCGGACUCUGACAUUGACAUUGACUUCGACUCCGACUCUGACGACGAAGACUAUGAGAAUGUCGAUCUUGUAGACUAUGACCUGAAAGACUCCGAAGAACCGGUCAAUGGUCAGAUUGACGACACGCCCGCUUCCACCCCUCCUUCCACUUCCACCACUUCGAGGCGUCGAGGAGAAAAAUGUCUGCCGUGUCCUUGGGAGGGUUGUGAGAAGACAUUCAACCGUCAGGCCAGGCUUAAGGAGCAUCUGCGGUCUCACACAAACACUCGCCCAUUCAAAUGUCCCUAUGUUCCCUGCACCAAGGCUUUUCUCCGCGACUCUCACCUCAAGCACCACGUCAAAAGCCAACAUGUCAAACUGCGUGACCAUCCAUGCACGAUUGAAGGAUGUGACAAAAGUUUCGUCACUGCAACAAGAUUGCGCAGACAUGUCGAAACUCACCAAGACAGAGAUCGCUUUCGUUGCACUUAUGAAAAUUGUGAGCAGACAUUCAGAAAGCAAGGCACCUUAGAUCGGCACAUUCUCUCUUUCCAUCAGAACAUCAAACCAUUCCCUUGUGAAGAGGUCGAUUCAGUCACUGGUCAGCCAUGUGUUAAAGCAUACGAUACCGCCGAGAAAUUGCGUACUCAUCAACGUGCCAAGCAUGACCCUACCCGCUUCUCCUGUGAUGAUUGCAAGGAGCUCAACGAUAUUCGUCUCGCGUCCGGACAAAAGGACCAGAUGGUGGUAGCAUCUUUUUCUACCUAUGGUGAGCUUCAAGCUCAUCUGAAGAUUGUUCAUCCUCCAACAUGUCCACAUUGUCCCACCUCAUUCACCACCAACAAGGAAUUAACUCGACAUCUGGAGAUUCAGCACGGUAUCCUGCUGCCCCAAUCAUCAAAGAAAGCUGCUUCGUUCCCUUGCACUCAUGGAUGUGGCAAGGUCUUCACCAAGAGAGGUAAUCUGAAUGUUCAUGUCAAAACCGUACACGAGAACACCAAGGCUUUUGUAUGCGGUCAAACCGAAAUAGCACUACCAGAUGACUUUGAAUGUGACGAUGAUGUCGUUGUCGAAGGCUGCAACCGUGGUUUCACCUCCAAAGCCAGUCUUGAAGAGCAUGUACGCACCGCUCACCUUGGCCUCGAAAGCAAACGCAUGAUCCGCAAUAAGAAACGUAAGGCCACACAAUCUUUUGAGGAUGAACAACGAGUCUCCGUCCCCAAGAAGCGCAAGGAACGCAAGGAUAAAGGUGUCAAGAAGAGUUCAGCGAUGGAAACCCUUAUUGGUGGUCCAGCAGAGCCGGAAGAUUUCUUGUACUAUGGACAUGAAGAUCCUGCUACUGGUGAUCUCGAUAACCUCAUGAAUCUUGAUGAUGAUAAUAUCCUGUCUGGAUCCAUGACCAUGCUUGGAGACCAAAUCUAUCAUGCUGGCACCGCAUACCAUUAUCCAUCAGGACAAUAUCCAACUUCCAACCCACCGGAGAGUUUAGCCAACAGCCAACAAUCACACGCACAUGUUGCUGUGGGUGACGGUGACCUUGCAGACGACAACAUCUUUCCAUUCGAGGAUCACCAUUUCAGCGAUUCUUCAAACUACAUCGUUAAUGACGAUUUCUAUGGCGCUUUCGAGCAGCAUACUUUGGAGCCACUUUCAGCGUAUCGACUGAAGUGA